AUGCGAAAUCUUUCGUCUCGCGGCCCCCGCCUCAGUCCCUUGCAGGCGUUGCCGGCCUUCGCUCCAUUGACAGCGCUGUGGGUGGGACGCUACGCUUCCACGAACCAUUCGGUGCUCUUCUUGUGGGUUGAUGGCAUUGCCAGCAUCGGCGCCGGUGCUGGCAAACCCAAGAAACUUGUACUGGUCGUCGUGCAGGACGAACUGAAGCAGCAGCCUGCCGUCACCCUACGGCGAUCGCGAUGGGCUUUGAAGGAUAGUCCGUUCUUUGCUCCGGGCGAUGCACGGCCGUGCCGCGGCGUCUGCACAUUCGAAAUUCUGCUCGGCGAUAUCGCAGGGCUUGAUUACUGGAAUCCACUGCUGGUGGAUGCAAGCCGGGUUGUCAUCGAGGCGCGGUGCUUGACUCGUCGCUGGUUUCCAGACUUGCGAAGUUGCGGACUGCACUUCGGCUGGGACUUGGGGGCGUCUCCGGAUGCUGCUCUGUACCGGCCGGUGAAAGGGGAAGUUGGUGUCGAGCUGCCGCAGGUUGUCCUACUCACGGAGAACUGCAAGCUGCACACGUCUCCUUCCAAGGUGUGUCCCAGCUACUGGCAGCCCCGUGCAGAGGAGGCGUCCUUCGCGCGGAUCAACGCCGUGGUCCGAGCAGCGGAGCGGGUCGUGGGCGGCCCGACCUCUCCGCGCCGCAGCUUGGAUUUCAGCGGGGGCGACAUUUCGCCCACUUCACAGGUCCAUGACGGAGAUGGCGGCACGGGAAGCUGUGCUUCGCCGCAGGUCGACUCCGACUCCUCCGUCAUGGAAGUGCUGUACAAUCGUACGGUGAACUUCCGCUUUGACGACCCCUUCUUGCCCUAUGUGCUCCGAGAGGUGAUCCAUGACCCAGAACACACCCGGCUGCUGCGCUUGUGCGAAGCUGGCAUUCCGGCAUGGGCCAUCGUGCUGCCACGAUACAUAGGGUGCUACCAUCGGUUCAUGCGACACUUUGUGGCUGUGGUGGUGGUCUUCAUUUCUUGCCUCUCCAUGCUCCUGGGCUUCUACGACUUGUACAAGCGCAUCCCGCUCGUCCGCUCGCUGCUGAAGCAGUCGCUUGGGCCGCUGAGCCAACGCUUGGAGGAGUUGGUGGUGGUGCGCCUGUCGGUGCUGCUGGGCUGGUUCCUCCCAUACAGCACUAUUCUGCGUCGUGCCCGGGACGCUCUCCAUUUCUUCUGUUCCGUGUUGGGGGCUCUGGUGGCAGCUUUGGCGUCGCCCUUGGCCUACCUCUGCUCGGCGGCCUCGGCGCCCGUGGGCGCGGCGGCCUCGGCCUGGCGGUUCCUCGUGCAGGUGAGUGGAGCCGUCGGCCGCAUUGGCUCAUCCCUGAGUUCGGGCGCCCAGGGCGGCAUCAGCACAGCUCGGCUUCUGCGAGCCGAGUUCAACUUGGCAAGACAGGCUUUCAUGAGCGUCUACAACGGCACAAGCUUCCUUGGAGCGACGGUUGCAAAGCACCAGGCCUCGAUCCGCGUGUCGUGGUCACGGUGGCACCAUGGACUGCGGCGGCAACUUUCGCAAGAAAGGCUCCGGAGGCCGUUGCUUGCUUUGCUGUCGGGCGCGGCUGUUUGGACUUUCUGGCCCGGCAGAGCCACGGAGCUUGCGGUAAGAUGCUUCGACAUCAUGCUUUGGGACUUUGCCGUGGUGUUGACCAGGUGUUUCGACUAG
Symbiodinium sp. CCMP2456 is the source of this 1686-nucleotide messenger RNA. NCBI's taxonomy places the organism in Eukaryota, Dinophyceae, Suessiales, Symbiodiniaceae. The record is from the annotation of a GenBank genome assembly.